GUGCCUUCUUCAGCUUUUCCCUUUUUUCUUCUUUGUUUUUUAUCUAAUUCAUUUCAUUUUUUCCUCUCUAAUUCAACCUUUUCCCAUUAACAUUUCAAUCACAAUACACAAAACAUAAAAUGAAAAAGAAGGCCCCCGAGACUUCCCAUGCCGAGCGCUUGGUCAAAACUUGCGCCGAGAUCGUCGCCGAGCUGAUCGACAGCAGCGCGCAAGGCAAGACAGUCAACCUCAACGCGCUCAAAGCCAAGUACGCACGGGUCAACCAGCUAUCAUCACAGCCGCGACUAGUCGAUAUUAUAGCGGCUAUCCCGGACCAGCACCGGAAGGAGCUUCUGCCGCGGCUCAAGGCCAAGCCAGUACGCACAGCAUCGGGCAUCGCUGUGGUUGCCGUCAUGUGCAAGCCGCAUCGCUGCCCGCAUAUCACGUACACCGGCCACGUCUGCGUCUACUGCCCGGGCGGGCCGGACUCAGACUUUGAGUACUCGACGCAGUCGUAUACCGGGUACGAGCCCACGAGUAUGCGGGCGAUUCGCGCGCGAUACGACCCUUAUGAGCAGGCGCGUGGCCGCGUGGAGCAGCUCAAGUCGCUUGGACAUAGCGUGGAUAAGGUUGAGUUUAUCGUUAUGGGCGGUACAUUUAUGUCCCUGUCAGAGGAGUACCGCAAUUGGUUUAUCAUGAACCUACAUGAUUCACUGUCCGGCCACCGCAGCAGCGAUGUUGAUGAGGCUGUGAGGAUGUCUGAGCAGAGCCAGACCAAGUGUAUUGGGAUUACGAUUGAGACGCGGCCGGAUGCUGCGCUGAAGCCGCAUCUCAGCCAUAUGCUGCGGUACGGGUGCACGCGGCUGGAGCUGGGCGUGCAGAGUGUCUACGAGGACGUCGCGCGCGACACUAACCGCGGCCACACCGUGCGCGCCGUCUGCGAGUCAUUCCAAUUGGCCAAGGAUUCUGGAUACAAGGUGGUCGCGCAUAUGAUGCCGGACUUGCCCAACGUCGGCAUGGAGCGGGACAUUGAGCAGUUCAAGGAGUACUUUGAGAAUCCGCAGUUCCGCUCCGACGGGCUCAAGCUAUACCCGACCCUGGUUAUCCGCGGAACUGGCCUCUACGAGCUGUGGCGUACCGAACUAUACGCCAAUGCUCUUGUCGAUCUUGUGGCGCGAAUUCUGGCGCUGGUGCCGCCAUGGACGCGCGUCUAUCGCGUGCAGCGCGAUAUCCCGAUGCCGCUGGUUGGCAUUGUCGAUAUUCACACCAAGGUGCAGCCGGAUCAGGUCGAGAUGAUCCGCAGGGACUAUGUGGCGAACAAUGGCUGGGAGACUUUCCUUUCGUAUGAGGAUCCCGAGACGGAUAUUUUGAUUGGGCUGUUGCGGCUGCGCAAGCAGUGCUCGAUUGUGCGCGAGUUGCAUGUUUACGGAAGCGUUGUGCCGAUGCACUCGAGGGACCCAAAGAAGUUCCAGCACCAGGAGGCGGAGCGCAUUGCCAGAGACGAGCACGGAUCGGUCAAGCUUGCCGUCAUUAGCGGGGUCGGCACCCGCCACUACUACCGCCGCCUGGGCUACGAGCUCGACGGCCGUACAUGUCCAAGAUGCUUGUGUGAAGAAAGACUAUCGAGUUGAUUAAAUUGGAUUGAUUAGAUUGAUUGAAUCAGGGGAUUGGAGGAUCAGCGCGGUGGCAUGUGAAAAGAAACAAGGCACAAUUCGCGUAUAUUUUUCUUGGGUGGGGUUUGCUGUUCUGCUGUGAACCACAUGACGUCAACGCACCGCCACUUAUUCGCCUCAAUCAUCUUUUUUAUCGCGACAUGGCGAGCAGCAGCAGCAGCAGCAGCAGAAAAGCAAGCUUGAUUUAUUCUGUUCUCAACCUGAUUCUUCUGACAGAUUAGAAUAAAAUGACUGGGCGAGAACAACCCCCCUCAUCUUGAUUCCGUUCGUUUCAUCUGCCAUUUCGUCAUCCGAUCUUUCCAUUACCCCCUUUCCAGAAUAAAUAAAUGCAGAAUCG
Molecule: messenger RNA, 1989 nt
Organism: Kickxella alabastrina
Lineage: Eukaryota; Fungi; Kickxellomycota; Kickxellomycetes; Kickxellales; Kickxellaceae
Product: elongation protein 3-like protein, isoform CRA_a
Exons: 5
Coding region: 120-1610 (496 amino acids)
Biological process (GO): tRNA wobble base 5-methoxycarbonylmethyl-2-thiouridinylation
Cellular component (GO): elongator holoenzyme complex; cytoplasm; nucleus
Molecular function (GO): catalytic activity; iron-sulfur cluster binding
Source: RefSeq, a predicted model, not a curated record